Physeter macrocephalus (sperm whale) is the source of this 3372-nucleotide messenger RNA. Its product is annotated as histone-lysine N-methyltransferase SETD2-like. The transcript is spliced from 3 exons. Bases 64 to 3372 code for a protein of 1102 amino acids. Gene Ontology annotation, molecular function: histone H3K36 methyltransferase activity. Gene Ontology annotation, cellular component: chromosome; nucleus. Gene Ontology annotation, biological process: regulation of DNA-templated transcription. The record is from RefSeq and is a predicted model, not a curated record. Lineage: Eukaryota; Metazoa; Chordata; Mammalia; Artiodactyla; Physeteridae.
CUUUCAUCAAAUGGAUUUCAAAAUAUUAAUAGAUGUAAAGGAAAAGACUUGGAUGAUACUCGCAUGCAGCAUAGUAAGUCAGAAAGCCCAUUUAGAGAAACAGAACCUCCAGUGUUGCCACACCAGGAUAAACUCAUAUCUUUGCCAGUUAUGACUAUAGAUUAUUCCAAAACAAUAGUUAAAGAACCAGUUGAUGUGAGAGUUUCUUGCUGUAAAACCAAAGAUUCAGAUAUAUACUGUACUUCAAACGACAACCGCCCUUCUUUGUGUCAUUCUGGAGCUGAAAAUACUGAGCCUUUAGUAACAAAGAUUUCUUCAAAUAGCUUUAUGAAUGUGCAUUUGAAAUCAAAAACAGUUAUAUGUGAUAAUGGAAGUCUGACAGAUCAGCACUCAAAAUUUGCAUAUGGAGAAUAUAAGCAGAGUGUUGGUAGUACUAGUUCAGCUUCUGUUAAUCAUUUUGAUGAUUUAUAUCAACCUACAGGGAGCUCAUGUAUUGCUUCAUCUAUUCAGAGUCUUCCACCAGGAAUAAAAGUAGACAGUUUAACCCUCUUGCAAUGUGGAGAGAAUACAUCUCCAGUUUUGGAUGCUGUGCUGAAGAGUAAAAGCUCAGAGUUUUUAAAGCAUUCAGAGAAAGAAAUAAUAGAAGUAGGUAGUGGCCUUCCUGAUUCAGGAAGAGGAUUUGCUUCCUGGGAAAACAGGCAUAAUAAUGGACUAUCUGGGAAAUGUGUGCAAGAGGCUCAAGAAGAAGGGAAUUCCAUACUGCCUGAUAGAAGAGGAAGACCAGAAAUCUCUUUAGAUGAAGAAGGUGGAAGAGGACAUGCACAUACUUCUGAUGAUUCAGAAGUUGUAUUUUCUUCCUGUGAUUUGAAUUUCAUCAUGGAGGACAGUGAUGGUGUAACAUAUACCUUAAAAUGUGACAGUAGUGGUCAUGCCUCAGAGAUUGUAUCUACUGUCCAUGAAGAUUAUUCUGGUUCUUCCGAAAGUUCAAGUGAUGAAAGUGAUUCAGAAGAUACAGAUUCUCAUGAUAGCAGUAUUCCAAGAAACCGUCUUCAGUCUGUUGUGGUUGUGCCAAAGAAUUCUACUUUGCCCAUGGAAGAAACAAGUCCUUGUUCUUCUCGGAGCAGUCAAAGUUACAGACACUAUUCUGACCACUGGGAAGAUGAGCGAUUGGAGCCAAGGAGGCAUCCAUAUGAGGAAAAAUUUGAGAGUAUAGCAAGUAAAGCCUGUCCUCAAACUGAGAAGUUUUUCUUUCAUAAAGCAACAAAGAAGAAUUCAGAAAUUUCUUCUAUACAGCCCAGCCGAAAACAGAUAGAUAAUCACCUGUCUGAAAUUGCUCAUCCUCAGAGUGAUGGGGUUGAUAGUACAAGUCAUACAGACAUAAAAUCUGACCCUCUAGGUCAUCCAAAUUCUGAGGAAACAGUGAAAGCCAAAAUAACUUCUAGGCAGCAAGAAGAGCUGCCAGUUUAUUCUUCUGAUGAUUUUGAAGAUGUCUCAAGUAAGUCUAGGCAACAGACCACUUUCCCUAACAGGCCAGAUAGUAGACUGGGAAAAACAGAGUCAAAUUUUUCUUCUUGUGACAUCUCCCAAGUGGAUGGUUUCCAUUCAUCCGAAGAGCUCAGAAAUCUAGGGUGGGACUUCUCUCAACAAGAAAAGCCUACCACGUAUCAGCAACCUGACAGCAGCUAUGGAGCCUGUGGUGGACACAAGUAUCAGCAAAGUGCAGAACAGUAUAGUGGGACACGUAAUUACUGGCAAGGCAAUGGCUACUGGGAUCCAAGAUCAGCAGGUAGACCGCCUGGAACUGGGGUUGUAUAUGAUCGAAUUCAAGGGCAGGUACCAGAUUCCUUAACAGAUGACCGUGAAGAGGAGGAGAAUUGGGAUCAACGUGGAGGAUCUCACUUUUCAGGCCAGUCCAAUAAAUUUUUUCUGUCCCUUCAGAAGGACAAGGGGUCAGUGCAAGCCCAUGAAAUAAGCAGCAAUUCCAUUAAGAACUCUUUAGCUGUGAAUGAGAAGAAAGAUCUUUCAAAAAACUUAGAAAAAAAUGAUAUGAAAGAUAGAGGGCCUCUUACAAAAAGGAGACAGGAAUUGGAGAGUGAUUCUGAAAGUGGUGGUGAGCUUCAGGACAGAAAGAAAGUUAGAGUGGAGGUAGAGCAGGGAGAGACAGCAGUUCCUCUAGGCUCAGCAUUGGUUGCGCCUUCGUGUGUCAUGGAGGACUUCAGGGACCCACAGCGGUGGAAGGAAUGUGCCAAGCAAGGGAAGAUGCCUUGUUACUUUGAUCUGAUUGAAGAAAAUGUUUAUUUAACAGAAAGAAAGAAGAAUAAAUCCCAUCGGGAUCUUAAGCAAAUGCAGUGUCAGAUGAAACUAGAUGAUAAUACUUCACAAAAGGAUGUUGUGCUAAUACCUUCUGAGCUGAACAGUUGUUUUAAUUUAACCGAACGAGGAAGGGAUGCUGUUGGCUUCAGAGAUCAAACAGUUGCCCCAAAGACUCCUAACAGGUCAAGAGAGAGAUACACAAACAAACAAACUCAAAAUAAAGAGAAAAGGAAACGAAGGGGCUCCCUCUCACCAACUUCUUCUGCCUAUGAGCGGGGAACAAAAAGACCAGAUGACAGAUAUGAUACACCAACUUCUAAAAAGAAAGUACGAAUUAAAGAUCGCAAUAAACUUUCUACAGAGGAGCGUCGAAAGUUGUUUGAGCAGGAGGUAGCUCAGCGGGAGGCUCAAAAACAACAGCAGCAGAUGCAGAACCUGGGAAUAACGUCUCCACUGCCCUAUGACUCUCUUGGCUACAAUGCCCCUCAUCACCCCUUUGCUGGCUACCCACCAGGUUAUCCCAUGCAGGCCUAUGUGGAUCCCAGCCAUCCUAAUGCUGGAAAGCAUGUGAUCACAAGGCAGACUCAGUGGGAUCCUCCUACUUGGGAAAGCCCAGAAGAUGAUGCCAGCCUUGAGCAUGAAGCUGAGAUGGACCUGGGAACCCCAACAUAUGAUGAAAAUCCCAUGAAGACCUCAAAAAAGCCUAAGACAGCAGAAGCAGACACCUCCAGUGAGCUGGCUAAGAAAAGCAAAGAAGUAUUCAAAAAAGAGAUGUCCCAGUUCAUUGUCCAGUGCCUGAACCCUUACCGGAAACCUGACUGCAAAGUGGGAAGAAUUACCACAACUGAAGAUUUCAAACACCUAGCUCGCAAGCUGACUCACGGCGUUAUGAAUAAGGAGCUGAAGUACUGUAAGAACCCCGAGGACCUGGAGUGCAAUGAGAAUGUGAAACAUAAAACGAAGGAGUACAUUAAGAAGUACAUGCAGAAGUUUGGGGCUGUUUACAAACAGCCUAAUUUUGUCCUCUUUGUUUACAAAGAGGACACUGAAUUAGAGUGA